AGAGAUAAUACCAUGGACACCACAGAGCUCUGCAUCUUGCUAUGUUAAACCAGAAAAAGAGAGGACACGUACAGAACUGAGGGAAAAGAGCAAGGAAGCUAGCCAUAGAGAUGGCGGCUGAGGCGCUGGUGAGUGUUUCCAAGGGGGUGAUGAACUCUGUGUUAGAGAAGCUGGCCACUUUGAGAGUACACCAAGCACAUGAAAUGCAGCGGGAGGUGGCGUUCCUCAAGGACGAGCUCAGCAGCAUGGACGCUGUCAUCAAGAAGCUCGAGAACAUGGAAGAGGAGCUCGAUCCACAGACCAGGGAGUGGAAGAACCAGGUGAUCGAUAUGGCGUUUCACAUUGAGGACUGCAUCAACGACUUCAUGCAUGAAUCUGGUUAUCUUCCGAGCCACUGCGUUGAUCCGUAUGUGGUCGCUACUCACUCCGACGGAGGCCAGGGAGCGUUUGGUUAUUGGAUCUAUCCGCUGGGAGAUGGUAGCACGGGAUAUCUUCAACCGGUUUGGAUGGCGGUCAUGUAAUAGGAUAGGCAAUUAGUUUACCUAUCUUUCUUAUGCCAGCCGGUUGUGGCUUUUUGUGGCUAGUUUGUUAUUGGCCUUUUGGCUCUUUGUGAGCUUUCCUUUAUUUUCGUUUGAGACUUUAAGACCUUGUUAAACCUAUUUGCUUAUUUAAUAAGUUGGCCGUAUGCAUCGUUUUGAUGCAGAGGCCGGGGAGUCCCCCUUUUCGAAAAAAAA
Triticum aestivum (bread wheat) is the source of this 734-nucleotide messenger RNA. Its product is annotated as disease resistance protein Pik-2. Lineage: Eukaryota; Viridiplantae; Streptophyta; Magnoliopsida; Poales; Poaceae. Bases 111 to 521 code for a protein of 136 amino acids. The transcript has 2 exons. The record is from RefSeq and is a predicted model, not a curated record.